This is a messenger RNA of Acanthoscelides obtectus, 594 nucleotides long. The record is from the annotation of a GenBank genome assembly. Lineage: Eukaryota; Metazoa; Arthropoda; Insecta; Coleoptera; Chrysomelidae.
CACAAUUUCAAAAAUAUACGAUCCAUAACUAAUACGAGCUUAUUUUCAGUGUCCUCGAAACGUGUUAUUUCGUUUUCGGCAAUAGGAGAAUUUUUCAAGGAUGAUAUAUCCCAGCUUCAACGUGGUGAAAAUUCUUUUGAAAGUGGGAAUGUCCACAAAAUGCUAUUUGAUGCAGAAGUUUCUCCAGCACUAUUAAGGGGAGAAGUCGCCGCAAGUAUGAAGAAAAAAAUGUAUGCUGUGGAGAUUUCAUAUGAUCUUGAUGAUGGGAUUGUCUGUGCUAAAUGCUCCUGUCCAAGAGGUCUAGCAGUUUGUCACCACAUGGCUGCUCUUUGCAUCCAUGCUCACCAUAACAUAAGCGUGACAGAUAAGACAUGUUUAUGGAGUAAACGGAAGCCAGCAGAAACUGAACAGGUCACAAAAAUUAGUGAUAUCUACAAGCCUAAAUAUUCAGGUUUCAAAGCUGCUCAAAGAAGUGCAACUGAGUCUGAGAUUGUAACAUUGAUUCAAUCAAUAGAUCAUCAGGGAAAAGUUGAAGAAACAUGUCGACUGGACUUUCAACUGUGUCUGGAAUGUUUGGGCCUGUUCUUCCGCUAA